AUGCUGACGACCUUCUCGACGACACUCACGCGCUCUUUGAUGCACAAGAAGACUAUUCAUUUGCCUUCGAAUCCUGUUGGCAGCCUACAAAGCCGUGGUAAUGGUGUGACUAUGGAGGAAAUGAACCGCCCCGAAGAAAUGAAGAAGUCGAAACUUGCUUUGGCUGCUAAUACGGAAGAAUCAAGUCUCCUAAAAUGA
Messenger RNA from Phytophthora nicotianae INRA-310, 198 nucleotides. RefSeq lists its product as hypothetical. The transcript is spliced from 2 exons. The coding region runs from base 1 to 198 and encodes 65 amino acids. The record is from RefSeq and is a predicted model, not a curated record. Lineage: Eukaryota; Oomycota; Peronosporomycetes; Peronosporales; Peronosporaceae.